AUGAAUAAAUAUAUAUCAAUAACUAGAAGUCUAGCAACUGCUGCUAAAAAAUCAACCACCACCACCACCACCACCACUACUACUACUACUACUACUCCUAUCAACAAUUCUCAACCACAAUUUAAAGUUUUCGAUAAAUCAACGAAAUUUUUACAACGAUCAAAACAUGCCAAAUUAACUCCUGAAUUAUCACGUAAAAAAGAUUAUCUUCGUGAUGAAAUAGCCAUUAAAACUAUUGAAAGAUUAGCAUUUAUAACUAGACCAAUGGAUAAUUUAUUAGAUUUUGGUAGUAAUGCCGGGAAUUUUUUAAAUCAAUUAAUUAAAGAUUCAAAAAUUCCAUCACCACCACUAGAUGGUAAGAAUGAUGAUAUGGAAGUGAAAUUAAUUGAACAAUUGAAUAAAGAUAAACAAAUUGUUCGUGAUAAAAUUAAAAAUUUAAUCAUGUUUGAUACUUCUAAAGAUUUAUUAUAUCGUGAUGUCAAUGAAACUGAUCAAAAUGGAAAUUUUCCUGGCAAAAUCACUCGAUGUGUUGGUAAUGAUGAAGAAACAUUUAAUCAUGAAAUAUUCAAAACUGAUAAUCAAUAUGAUGCCGUUAUAUCUAAUUUAAGUUUACAUUGGAUUAAUGAUUUACCUAAAGUCUUAACCAAUAUUCAUCGAAUUUUGAAAAAAGAUGGAUUUUUCAUGGCAACUUUAUUUGGUGGUGAUACAUUAUAUGAAUUAAGAACUUCAUUACAAUUGGCAGAAUUAGAACGUAAAGGUGGUAUAUCACCAAGAGUUAGUCCUUUAAUUCAUUUAAAUGAUAUAGGGUCCUUAUUAACUAAAGCAGGAUUUUCUAUGUUAACGAUUGAUUCUGAAGAUAUUAUAGUUAAUGGAUAUCCUAAUAUUAUUAAUGUUUGUGAAGAUUUACAAAUUAUGGGUGAAAAUAAUGGAUUAAUAAGUCGAAAUUAUUUAGAUAGAGAUGUUUUAAUUGCUGCUGAUCAAAUUUAUAAAAGUCUUCAUGGUGAUGAACAUGGAUUACCUGCUACUUUUUCAGUAAUUUUUUUCAUUGGUUGGAAGAAUUAA
Messenger RNA from Candida albicans SC5314, 1062 nucleotides. RefSeq lists its product as uncharacterized. Gene Ontology annotation, biological process: mitochondrial respiratory chain complex I assembly. Gene Ontology annotation, cellular component: mitochondrion. NCBI's taxonomy places the organism in Eukaryota, Fungi, Ascomycota, Pichiomycetes, Serinales, Debaryomycetaceae. The coding region runs from base 1 to 1062 and encodes 353 amino acids. The transcript has a single exon. The record is from RefSeq and is a predicted model, not a curated record.